This is a messenger RNA of Medioppia subpectinata, 824 nucleotides long. The record is from the annotation of a GenBank genome assembly. Lineage: Eukaryota; Metazoa; Arthropoda; Arachnida; Sarcoptiformes; Oppiidae.
AUUGUAUGUCAAGUAUUGGACAACUCUUAAUACGUUCAGUAAUUUUAUUAUCACUUGUGAUUAUAUAAAUUCUCAAUGUUUCACAAUCUAAAUAAAUAAAGAGUACAUAUUCUCAACAGAAUAUAAUUUCAAUUAUUGAGCAGUCAAUCAAUUUCGCUAAAGAAUCGAUUCAAUAAAACGAUGGUCUGAUUAAAGGCUGUUGUAUUGACUGGAGAACCAGUAAUCCGAUAAUGAAUGUGACACUUGUGCCGAUACUAAAUGAUUUGGUCGGUUAUCAAUUGAAUAGCAACUGUUCCGCAAACAACAUGUCUUCGAUGAACACAACAAUUCAGAGCUUGUAUUCGAGCGCUUCGGCGUUCAACUCAUCAUUCAAUGGCCAGAACUGUAACGAGUCGUACGAAUCGGGUGGAGAGCUUCCGGUGGCCGUCGGUUAUCCCGUAUUAGUGCUAGAAUUCGCCAAAAUUCUGUACGGAAUCGUAUUCCUCGUCGGACUGUUUGGCAACUCUUUGGUCAUAUAUGUUGUGUUGCGGUUUUCAAAGAUGCAAACCGUCACCAAUAUGUAUAUAUUCAAUCUGGCGCUGGCCGAUGAAAUGUUCUUGGUCGGUCUACCAUUCCUCAUCACUACCGUUAUAUACAAAUACUGGUCGUUCGGACGCCAUAUGUGCAAAGUCUAUAUGACCACCACAUCCAUCAAUCAGUUCACAAGCAGUCUAUUGCUGACAGUCAUGAGCGCCGACCGGUAUGUGGCCGUCUGUCACCCCAUCUCAUCGCCCAGAUAUCGGACACCAUUUAUCGCCAAAUUUAUUUGUUUAACCGUUUGGACC